Paramecium sonneborni is the source of this 1322-nucleotide messenger RNA. NCBI's taxonomy places the organism in Eukaryota, Ciliophora, Oligohymenophorea, Peniculida, Parameciidae. The record is from the annotation of a GenBank genome assembly.
CUUAUUUUCAUGGAGUAAAUAUGAUCAUAAAUAUUUUAUAGUUAAGCAGGAUAUAAUCAUUCUCAAAUACAAUCAUUACUUUAUUAAUCAUCAAAUUUAAUUAGACCACCUAGAUUAGGUUAAUAUAACCUUUAAGGAUCCAUUGGUCAAUCUGAAUAAUUUUAAUACAAGUAUAAUUAAUACUCUAUAAUACUAUAGUCCUUUAUAAUAAUAAAGUCUAAUCUAAUAAUAUUCAUCUCCCACAAUUGGAAUACCGUAUAAAAUUUAUAUUUAUUGGAAGUCCUGUUUCUGCUAGACAAAUCUCUACCACACCUGUUGUUUCCCAAAAUAUUACACAAUAAUAAUAGCUUUUAAUCACUCCAUCUGUUAGAAUUUCUGCUCCUUCACAACCAAAUAAUGCUGAAGUACAUCAUUAAGAACGACCUUUAUAAGUUGUUACUUUGGAUGAUAUGGAUUCUAGAUGGAAAACUAAAUGCAGUAUUCUUUUGUUAUUAUUAUAAGUGUAAUUGGAGGUUUAUCUCUUUGAUCUUCAAUAAGAAAAUCUAAGAUUAAAAGGAAAUGCUCCUUAAAUUUCUUAUGUUUAAGAUGAUUUAAAAGUAAUUUUUAAUUUACAUUCUAGAUUAAUGAACUUAUAAAUGCUAACAAAGAAUUAAAAGAUUAAGAGUUUUCUCUAAGAUCAAAUAAUAAAUAACUAUAAGAUGAAUUAGAUUAAUGGAAAUUAAGAUACAAGUAACUACAAGAAUCUAAUUCUAAAAAUUAAGGAACAGAUGAUGAAAUAAGAUUACUUAAAAAGAAAAUUAGUAAUUAUAUCAUUUAUCAAUUUCAAAGGCAGUUUAACAGAUGAUCUUAAAAGUUCAUAAGAAUAAAAUGAAUUUAAAGAUUAAGAAAUACGUAAACUCAAACUUCUCAUGAAUGAUAAGGAUAAUGAACUUGAAUCACUUGAUUAAAGAAUAAGAGAAUUAGAAUUUUAAUUAGAAAGUUUUUCUUAAUCCGAAUAAUAAAUUAUUUCACUUUAAGGAGAAGUAGAAUUAUGGAAGAAGAAAUUUAAAUAAUAAAAUGAAAUUAACUCUGAUAUUUCAGAAAAACUUACUAUGGCAGAAACAUAAUUAGAAGCUUUAAAAAAGAGUAAAGUUACAGUAACUAAGGAGAGUGAAAUUAAAAGAACUGGACCAUCUGGUUCUGGAGUUACUACUUAAUUCGAAACUAGUACAAUUAAAGGAGCUACAAUAGCUCCUGGAGGAUACAGUACUUAUGGAAACAACAAUAGUGGUAGAAAUUCAGUUGUUAGAAAUUCAGGAUAUAAUGAUAGAAAAUAAUUAUGA